AUGACUACUAUUGUUACGGAUGACGAUGUCAUUCAGGACAGUGAAGAUGAGCACUCCUUCGCUCGCGAUACCAUAGAAGUCAAUCCUACGAACAUGAGGCCGUCGCAAUCUCCUGGCCAGCAACCCGCAAUGGCCACAACAUCAGCAUCGACUAUCCAGACCACUGAUUUCACACCUCAGCCUCGUACUCGCGACUCUCGACAAGGUCCCGGCGACGGGUAUAGCGAUAUUUCCACUUUCCCUCUGACCACAAAUCCUGUGGCAUCCACCAUUGUAUCGAUAUCUUCGGCUACAGGGCCGAAGUCAGGCAAGACUAGACCUCGUCCGAGGCCGGUGUAUAAGGGCGCGGCUGCUGCGAAGGAUGUUACUAUUACAGACCCUUCUUCAUCCAUUAGGGCACCAUCAUCACCCAAUGCCAUGGGAUCGCAUGCGAGGGAGUCCACGAAAAAUAGCAAAGAGAAGACAGCCACACUGCCUGAACACAUACUGGAACCCUUUUCCUUGGACAUCGCAGAACGCGCCAAACUGCGUUCUCGUGCGCGCACAUCGACUGCGGCGAGCAAACAGCGCGCAUACAGCGAGUUUGUCGCGGAUGUGAUCGAUCUUUCGUCUGACGAUGAAUUCAACCUGCGUCCACCCGUACGUGUACCCAAAAGCAGGUCAAAUGUAAAGGUGAAGACCACGGCUGCGAAACGGCGCGUCGAUGCGUCGCGCAUCCAUGAUUUGGAGCCUGAGUUACCGAGCGGGACUCUCCCUAUAGCCACCUCCGAUAUCAGCUUUAACGUCGAUAUGAGCUCGCAGCUUCCACCAUCAGACCCGCCCCCACCCUCCACGUCAACCCUGCCGCCAUCGACACCCCCAACUCUGUCGCACGCCCCUCAGCCUCCACGAGAUCGCUUGUCGUCGCCGCUUUCAUCGCCUCCACCAGUGCCGGUGCGCAAACGAAAGAGAUCCAUGCAAGCAGCCGUUAGGAACGAUGAGGGUACUAAUCUUAGCCCUAGGAUGCAAGAGCAGAUUUCAUCGUCGACCGCCAUGCCGCCGCCGCCACCACCACCAUUUUUUGCAGGAUCCUCAUCAUCAGAAGCAGCAAUCCCUGAGACGUUGGUAGAUGUGGCACCAUCUCCGGUUGCGCCAUCUUUGGCUGUUUCAGGCGUAACAAAGAAAGGAGCAAGUUCAAAGGGAAAGAAGAAACCAGUUGAUGAUGACUUUGAAGAUUUUGAGGACGGAGGUUGGGUUGACAUCCCUAAACCUAAGCCCAAAGCUAGACCUCGCAAGAAGGCCGGCCAGGAUGACGACGCCGAUUGGGACGGACAAGAGGCGCUAAAGGGACGCAAGUCACGAAAGAAAGCGAAAGGUAGCGACGAAGAGGAUGAGGACGAGGACGAGUGGCCUGCGAAGCCGAAACCGAAACCGAAACCGAAACCGGCGCCCAAGAAACGGGGCAGGAAGGGCACAGCAAGAAAAUCGAAAGUCAUGGAAGUUGUUAUUGAUGACUCGCCGUCGAAAGCGAACACGAAGAGGGCGACGAGAGGAGACAGCACAGCUAAGCCGCCAACAAGUAGGGAGAUCGUGGAUGACUCGGAUGGUGAGCUAUGCCCAUUGGUACUCCCACCUGGAACGCCUCCUCGGACAGGCGAGGGACUUGUUACUUUUACAAGAACUAGCCGUAGAGAGGAUCAGUGGAAUGAUGGUCCGGCGUCACUGCCACCUACGUCCAUUCCGUUUCCAACUAGAGGAGCUGCGCCAGAUGGUACUGAGGAUAUAUCGCCAAGAUUGUCAACGAAAAGUAAGGGGAAGAAGCGGGCUGUGGUUAUCUCGGACGAUGAAGAUUUCGAUGCAGCUGUGUCUACUCCUGGGUCGCCUCCCAAGAAGGUACGACGCGAACCAAGAGCACCCAAAAAAUCUGCCCCUGCUGCGCUUGAGAGAGAUAGUGAAGCUGAAGAAGAGGAAGAUAUUAGUACGAAGGAAAAUGUCUAUCCUUCAUCUGUAAGCAUGAGCACUCCCUUCAAACAACCUAAUCCUCCAUCGUCUGCAACCAAGCACCCAUCUUCGAACCGUGCAUAUUCCAUAUCUUCGGGAAAGUCGACCCCAAUGUCCGAGCUCAUCCGGCGCGUCAACUCUUUGCCUGGAUCACCGUUCCCUGCUGCAAAACCAAUUUAUUCUCCCUUUUCCAAAUCAUCCAAAAGCCUUCUAAAACGGAUCGCACCUUUACAUCCCAACCGGCGUACACCCCCUCCACCUCCACCUCGCCCCCCUCCGCCGAAGAAGAGCAAGAAGCAGCUCGAGCUAGAGGAGAAAUGGGAGAUGGAACUGGAGGAGAGUGUGGAGGGAUGGUAUUGUCUCUCCGAAGAGGAGCGGGCAGCACUACGCAGGGCCAAGAGGGAUGCAGAGAUGGGUUUCGAGGACUAA
Molecule: messenger RNA, 2409 nt
Organism: Fibroporia radiculosa
Lineage: Eukaryota; Fungi; Basidiomycota; Agaricomycetes; Polyporales; Fibroporiaceae
Exons: 3
Coding region: 1-2409 (802 amino acids)
Source: RefSeq, a predicted model, not a curated record